AUGUCUGCUACAUACGCCUUCACAGACUCCCUACCCCUCCCAAAUUCCUCGGUUCAAAUUCCCCGUCUCGGUUUCGGUGUCUAUCGCUCUCCGACCAGCCAAUGCGUCCAGUCGUGUCUGAAGGCUCUUCAGACGGGAUACCGUCACAUCGACACGGCCCAGUUCUACGCAAAUGAGAAGGAAGUUGGUGAGGCGAUCCGGUCGUCGGGCAUCCUGCGCAGCGAGAUCUUCGUGACCACUAAGAUCAUCAGUCCGGCUGGUUCCCCCGAAGCGACCUACAAGAAGCUCGUUGACAGUGUGGACAAAAUUGGUGGCAAGGAUGGCUACGUUGAUUUGUUCCUUAUUCAUAGUUCCAAUUCCGGUUCGGCUGGUCGGAAGGAGCUGUGGCAGGCUCUGGAGAGACUCUUGGAGGAGGGUCGAACAAAAAGUAUCGGCGUUAGUAAUUUUGGAGUGAAGCACAUCGAAGAAAUGAAAUCAUACGCCAAAGUGUGGCCACCCCAUGUCAAUCAGAUCGAGCUCCAUCCAUGGUGCCAGCAGCGGGUGAUUGACUCUUACUGCAAGAAACACGGAAUUAUUGUCGAGUCUUAUUGCCCCAUAGUGCGCAACUAUAAAGCAAACGAUCCUACGCUCGUCGGCCUGGCGAAGAAAUACGAGAAGACGACCCCACAGGUUCUGAUACGCUACGCGCUGCAAAAAGGAUGGGUUCCGCUGCCGAAGACGGACGAUCCAGACCGAACUGUGGCCAAUGCCACUGUGUUCGACUUUAAUAUCAGUGAGGAGGACAUGGCCGUGUUGAACGCCCUGGAUCAGGGUCAUGCUGGAGCUAUCGUGGAGGCCGUCGUUAAUGAGUAA
Messenger RNA from Aspergillus tanneri, 852 nucleotides. Its product is annotated as aldo/keto reductase family protein. Lineage: Eukaryota; Fungi; Ascomycota; Eurotiomycetes; Eurotiales; Aspergillaceae. The transcript has 2 exons. Gene Ontology annotation, molecular function: oxidoreductase activity. Bases 1 to 852 code for a protein of 283 amino acids. The record is from RefSeq and is a predicted model, not a curated record.